CUCGUGUCCAGUGAGUGUCCGGCACACAGACACAGAUCAGGUGCCCAGGGGACGAUGCGUUUUCGUCAUAUACACGAACUAUUUUAGCUGCAUUCCGUUUGCCUUCGCGUUAUUAUUAUUAUUGCCAAAUCUGAGGGGUUGAUGACGUGUUUAAACGUACACUGUAGAUUUAAAUCCACAUAUUUAUUCACUCUCAUACUCCAACCGGGCUGCACCGCACCUGAUGUCGGCAUAGGCACGCGUUUGCAAGGAUAAUCAUCUUAGAACUAGAACCAUGGAUGCAGUCAUUCAUGUUAUGAAUGACUCCGUAGAGUUUUAUAAAUGGAGCCUUACCAUAGCAGAUAAGCGUGUGGAGAAAUGGCCGAUGAUGUCAUCUCCGCUCCCCACCCUGGGGAUCAGCGUUCUGUACCUGCUCUUCCUGUGGGCCGGUCCCCGUUACAUGCAGAACCGGGAGCCCUUUCAUUUUAGAACAACUCUCAUUGUGUACAAUUUCAGCAUGGUGCUGCUUAACGUCUACAUCUUCAAAGAGCUGCUCCUGGGAUCCAGAGCGGCUGGUUACAGUUACCUCUGCCAACCUGUGAACUACUCUAAUGAUGUGAAUGAAGUCAGGAUAGCAUCGGCUCUGUGGUGGUACUACAUCUCUAAAGGGGUGGAGUUUCUCGACACAGUGUUCUUUAUCAUGAGGAGGAAGUUCAAUCAGGUCAGCUUCCUGCACGUCUAUCACCACUGUACAAUGUUCAUCCUGUGGUGGAUCGGCAUCAAAUGGGUUCCUGGAGGGCAAUCUUUCUUUGGCGCCACGAUUAACUCAGGCAUUCAUGUGCUGAUGUACGGUUACUACGGCCUGGCAGCGUUUGGUCCAAAGAUCCAGAAGUACUUGUGGUGGAAGAAGUACCUCACCAUUAUUCAGAUGAUUCAGUUUCAUGUCACUAUUGGCCACGCAACCCAUUCCCUCUACACGGGCUGCCCAUUCCCGGCCUGGAUGCAGUGGGCUCUGAUCGGCUACGCGGUCACCUUCAUCAUCCUCUUCGGAAAUUUCUACUAUCAAACCUACCGCCGCCAGCCACGCCUCAAACCAGCCAAAUCUGCCGCCAACGGCCACAACACAGCAACCAACGGCACCAGAAAGGCACCGGAGGUGAUGGAAAAUGGAAAUAAGCAAAAGAAAGGAAAGGCAAAGGAUGAAUGAAAAGUAGGAUGGAUAUGGAAGGAUGUGUUAAAGAGAUUAAGCACUGGUUACUGUGGGCUUCAUAAAGGGGACUGAUCCAUGUAAUCACGACCUCUACAGAAUGUUCGGUAAUUGGCUGAGUUGUUUUUUUGUUAAGUUGAUUAAGCAUGGUAGUGAGCAUGUUAGGAUUGAGAUAUUUCAAACUAGGGACAUUUCUAAGAAUCUUACGAAAGAUACUUGCUAACUUGGAGCCGCUGUUUAGACGAUUCCGACUCCGCCAAGCAUUCCAGUUGGAUUCAAUGCAAGAUUCCUUGGCUUCCAGUGUGACAUCACUCUAAAAUGUCCCUAAUGUCAGUUGUUCUCAAUUCUGGUACUCAACGACCCACAGCACUGCACAUUUUGGAUGUCUCCAUUAUCUAACACACCUUAUUUAACUCUCGGCUUAUUAAAGGAGCCUCCAAGGCUUUCUUAACACUGCAGGGGAAAUACGUUUUUUUAGACGACUGUUCAAACUCCCAAGUUGCACGUGGCCAGACCUGAUUGUUUUUGCACACGAAUGCAUGAAAUCCGAUCUCACCAUUCAGUACGUUUACACACGCCGUUAUAAUCGAGCUGGGUGAUUCUCACGAAACCUGUCAAGAAAAUUACCUUGUCCUAUUUUACUCCAAAAUCUAAAGAAACAAAUGAGAAAUCAUUUUGCAUUUCCUUAUGCGACCUCUCGUCCUUCUGCGAGGACAUUGUGUUUUGGCUAAAAGCAUCGUAUAAAAGCAAGCUACUUUGAGGUGUUCGCUUAUCAUCUAGGGGGCUAAAACUCUGUUUUGCAUUUGUUUUUUAACCACAUAACUACUGUUGAAUAUGCUUUUUCACAUCCAUCAAAUCCUAGUUUAUUCUCUUAAUGGUCUUAUUUAAUGGGAGUAGCUGAUGGCACAGAAAUGCCAAUGGCUUUGGACUAGUAUCUUGAAAUUCCCCUCUACUGGUUUCAAUGGCUGCCAAUUUUCUUGAUGCUCUUGAACAGAUUUUUCACUAAAUUAGGUAAAUCAGGGAAUCAUUUCCAUCAGUAUAAUCCCACAAACUAGCUUUCAUAGACUGUUCAAUUUUACAGCUAUUACUAUUGUCUUUUUGAAUAUUGCUUUGUAGUUAAACAAUGGUGUUUUUACCAAUAGGGAAAGUGGCAGUAAAAUGUAAAACACAUGUUGCAACAUGUUACUGAAGACAAUACUGUACUUUUGGAACUGUGCAGUUGGUGAACAAAACCAUUGCAAUCAUUAUUUGCACUUCACCAAACAACGUCCUGAGACAGCAUACGGUAAUGAUGGUGCCAUGGCUUUAUACUCAGGUAGCUUGUAACAGAUGUUUAUCCCACAUUUAAAGUCAGCACAUGCCCACACUCAUAUCCAUUCACAUCUUUGUGUAUUUCUCUGUAUUGCUUUAAACGUGUAGUUCUCAUGACAGUGUCUAGGUGGUCAUAUUGCAUUCGAUGCAUAUUCAAUUUUAAGAAAUUCACUUUUCUCUGUUGCCUGUCUGACCACAACCCCAAAUUUGAAAAACUAGAAGGUAGAAAUCAGAGCGAGUUGUUGUGAACAUGUUACAACAACUAAACUCUAUUUUCUCAGCCGUAAACUGCUGCAGUAAGCUGUAUAUUUCUGUAUGAAUACUCGUAAAUUAAGCAGGUUCUAAUGCUCAGUGGAUGUAUUUCUGAUUUGCUAAUCAUCCUGUAUGCUACAACAGCUUCCUCUAAUAUUAAAUCAUUAAACCAACUGCUGCAGAUCUGAAUAAAAUAAACAGGGUCAACCUUUCUUUCUUUUUCUGUCA
Molecule: messenger RNA, 2977 nt
Organism: Xyrauchen texanus (razorback sucker)
Lineage: Eukaryota; Metazoa; Chordata; Actinopteri; Cypriniformes; Catostomidae
Product: elongation of very long chain fatty acids protein 4-like
Exons: 7
Coding region: 275-1186 (303 amino acids)
Biological process (GO): sphingolipid biosynthetic process; fatty acid elongation, polyunsaturated fatty acid; fatty acid elongation, monounsaturated fatty acid
Cellular component (GO): endoplasmic reticulum; endoplasmic reticulum membrane
Molecular function (GO): fatty acid elongase activity
Source: RefSeq, a predicted model, not a curated record